AUAAAAUAACCCCACACUCGUACUUCCUGGUUUUUUCUAGGUAUUCCUUUUUCCAAAAAAUGAUUUUGAUCAUAAUACAUUUGACAACCUUUUUUAUGGACCCUCUUUAUAACAGUUAUAGGUAGAUAUAAGUUCAUAUUGUGGGAGGCUCCUAGAAAGAAUAAUCAUACCGUGACCAGGAACCGGGUCCAUAGGACAUUCUAUCUACAUGUUCUAGGAGGCACCAAGAUAUGGUAAUUUCAUUGAAAAUCGAGCAUUUUGACUGGAAACCCAUCACAAACUGGGAAAGAAGGUGGCUCUAAUCAGUUCAGCUUCCAUUCGUAGGCCUACAAGUCCCUACCGCGGUAAAUAACUGGGAAAACAACAGAAAUGAGAUUUAAUUCCUGACACAAGCUGCAUGGGAACACAUUUCCUGUUUGGGCUGUUGUGUGGAUCGAAAAAUCAUGAACAGGAAGAAGGUGAACAGCCUUGGUGUUUUGCUGGGGUCUCUCUGACAUUUUAAAGGGAACUUUAUUACACUGAAUAAUGUAGGAAGUGCAUAUGUCAGGAAUUCAGUUAGACGAUAAAGUGAAAAGAUGUAAAAGUAUGAUGAAAUCUACAUGUAAACAUAUAUGUGAAGGGGUGUUUGGCUGGUAAGCAAUUGAAAAGACAUUUCCUCUAAAGAGAGCUCAAUGGUUGUGGCCAUUUUUAGACUGUAUGGAUCUCCAUUAGAAAGAGAGCUCUAUAUAAAAACAUAGGAAAAUACCCAAAUUUCAAAAGAAGUCUUCAAGGACGAAAGAUGAAACUGAAACUUAAUGGAAUAAUUCUGAUAAAGGCGAUCUUCAUCACCACUUUGCAAGCUUACACUCCAAUCCGUCGCUAUCAUGUUGUUGAAGGGGAGAGUGGACGAUAUUUGGGGCGUACUAAUGCUGGGAGUCCAUAUAUUUGUCAUUAUUAUGAACGUGGACAACCAAACACCGACUUGUCUAAUCAGUGCUACGUUCAAAACAUAAAAUAUUCUGAAGAUGAACCAGGAAAAAUGCCAUACAUGUAUCGGGGUCAGAGCUAUCCAGCAUGUCCUCCUCUCCCUAAAAUUAACAAUGGCUACUGGAAGUGUCCACGUGGUGUCUUUUCAAACUCUGUGGAGGUGUAUGCCUCUUGUGCCGCUCAGUGUUUCCAUGGAUUCACCAGUAAUUCUACGAAAGAAGUUGUUGUUCGGUGUCCAGAAUCUUUACAGUGGGAAAACUUUGCUGAUUUUCAAUGCAUCAUCAAUAAUGUAGAUAUUUGUCAGCUCUGGAAUUUGAGCUUCAUUAGUAUCAUUACCAGUAAACCCUUCCAAGUCAUCAUUUCAUGGAAUGUGACAACAGCCUGCCAGGAACACAACUUUACAUUUGAAAUGAUUGGCCCCAAACAAAACCUCACAAAAAGACUACAGAAAAACACCACCUUCUUGGUUAUAAAAGAUGUUGAUCUGGACACGACUUAUGAAGUUUUCCUUUAUGAUCAGGGGAAGGAGCUUGCUUCAGGAAAGUUUAGAUCUGCUGCAAGAGUUUCUCCAGCGAAAGAUCAUCAUGCUCACCAAGUGAACCCCACUUCUGUGAACAUAACAUGGGAAGCCCCUGUGAACGACUCUUCUGUCAUUGGUUAUAUGGUAAACAUCACAGACGGGGACAACUGGUUCACCCUGAACACAUCAGAUACCAGUAUAGUGGUGUCCAGGUUAGAGACCGGAAAGAAUUACGCCAUUACUGUAGCCGCAUUUAACCAUUAUAGUAGAAGUCUGCUGAGUGAACCUGUUUAUAUAGAACUUCCAGUUGCCCCAACAAAAAUUGUUCAUGUUCACCAAGUGAACACCACCGCAAUGCACAUAACAUGGGAAGCUCCUGUGAACAACUCUUCUGUCAUUGGUUUUAUGGUGAACAUCACACACGGGGACAACUGGUUCACCCUGAACACAUCAGAUACCAGUCUAGUGGUGUCCAGGUUAGAGACCGGGAAGAAUUACGCCAUCACUGUAUCCGCAUUUAACCAGAAUAGCAUUAGUCUACAGAGUGAACCUGUUCAUAUAGAAUUGCAAGAGAAAAGGGAUGGAGUUAAAAACAACAAUGAUGUGGCACCUAUAGCUACAACAACAUUUUCAAUUUAUGGGCUGAUAAUUGCGCUGGCUGCAGCUGUUAUGGUUGCUCUAUGUUUUGGAAUGGUUCGUCUUUUCAAAAAAGGAUGGCGUCCUAUAAGAACAAGUCAACAUGGAAGUAUCAACGGAGUUUCACAAAAUGACCAAAAUUUAAUAGAAAUGAAUACACUGCACAAUGAAGAAUGCAGUCAGAGGGUUCUUGUGGAGAAUAAUGGAGCAGAUGAUCGAGUUAAUAAUUGUCAAGAAGGAUCUACUUGUUCAAGCCCCCUUCUGGCACAACAGCCUCACAAUCUAUCAAACUCAACAUCUCCCAUACUUAAUGUGAAAUCAUUCGAGUAUACUUGUAACAGUUUGGAGUUAGCUGAAGCAGAACAUCUAGAUCCCGAGUCUAUCUCUCUACGUGAAGAAGAAUCGGGCUUGCCUUUGAGGUCAAGUUUUGGGAAAUCAGGUGAUGAUUUGCUAAAAGAAGUAGACAAAAAUGCCCCAAAGAAGUGGUCAACAAGCGGUGUCUCAAAGAAAGGCCCAGGGUCAGAUUCUGGUCAAGGGUCAGAGACAGGAACGUGUUCCACUGUGUCUGACGGUGAUGAUUCUCCAAAUAGAUCUUCUCAAAGCAGUCGAAAUUCUUCCCAGGGUAGAGGAUCCAGACAAAUGAACUACAGUCACCAAGAUUCUGUUGACUCUGGAAGAGUAUCAGAGGGAGAAACUGGAAAAGAGUCGGAAAAAUCCAGUGGUGCUGAAAAGGUUAUUCCUGUUGGGGUGCUGGAAAGCUGUCUUACAGACAUCUCAGAAAAAAGUGUUGAACAAGACAGUUCUGUAGAGAUACCAGUAUCUGUAGAAAAUGAACCAGAUCCUGAAGAAUGUUCCUGCACCUUUUCAAACUUCAUUUCAACAGUAAAACUCGAGCAUGUUAUUGAUCUGGGGGAUUUGUUGGAUCCCCAUGAUCAUUACGGAGUCAAGAAAAGCUGGAAGAGUUUUGCAGAGGAUGUUCUGAAUUUUGAUUAUUCCAAAAUUGUUGCUAUGGAACACAGGACGAAAAUAACCUUUGAGAACGAAGUUUUACCGCAUUUAGUGGCAAAAGAGAAGAAGCUUGGUCACAUGGUUUUACAUUUUUCACAUCAUGAUCAUUUUCGCAAAGAUGUGCUGGAAUUGAUACAGAAAAUUCAUUCUGAAUGUUCGUUCUGUGAUAAAAUAUUUGCAAAUUCUCUUAAGGAUACCUUUAAAGAAUGAAUGGGACAAUUAUAAAAAAAAAGUCCUGAUUGUCUGUGAUACAUGUACCGUUGAUGAAAUGUACUGACAUUUCAAGGUGCCAAACAAAAGCUCUCUACUGCUGUAAUUCAUGAAGAGCAGUUCAGGUAAAUGUCCAUUUUUCCCCCAGAAAAUGGUAAUCCAAGAUCCAUACACCUGGCGUCACACAACGGUUCAAGUUCUUCAAGCAUGCAGCCAUUUGCCCAUCCUAUACAGUGUUGGAUGUAGGUCUUUGAGAUGUACACCACACACUUCAGGGCUGCUACUGAAGUGUCUCCUUGGAAUCCCAGUAACAAAAAGUGGCCAUUUCUCUCACAGAGGGGAAUAUGAAGACAAAGACUGCAUCAACAUCACGUCUGCUGGCUUGUCAAGAUACAGAGCUUACAAUUUUUGUUUUGUAAAGGAAGCUCAUCAAUUUUCCCACUAACCUUGUAUGAAAACUCUGAAUGCUAGUGUCAUGCAUGGAUACCAGUGCAUUGAGAUACAGAAGCGGGAGCUUAUAUAACAAUUUCUAAAGACAUCCAAAGAUAUCAGAUCUUCGUGCACUGAAGAUGUGUCCUAUUCUUUCCCAUGAAUAUCAAAUAUCUCUGCAUGCAAAUAUCUGUACCAGGGUAUGUGCUUCACUGUGAAUCGUUUAACACAAAUUUAGCAGCUGUUCUCAUGAAAAAAUAUACCAAAGAACCCUGCUUUUGUUGUUCAGUUGAACCAGUACAGACAGCACAAAACCAAUGUUAUUACGUUUAACAUGUGUAAAAUGUAUACAAGUGCUCCCAUCAAAUGGGGAAAAAAAUUGUGAUUAUAAAAUAACUGAAUAUUCCAUGGAAUCAUUGCCAAAAAAAGUUGAAAUGUGUAUGUCUGUGAUAAUGCAUGUUAUGGUGAUAAAUUAAUAAUUACUUUAUUUCAUAAAGACUGUCUUUAUGAAGUAUCCGGAAAUACAAUUUAUCCAAAUUGUUUUCAUUUUUACAUUAUUCCAAUGUAUGACUAAAUGUAUUCAUUUACAUGUUUAUUAAGUUACAAACUUUAUAUUUUCAUGUCAUUUGCGCGAUUGAAUUAUCUAUCAUCAUUUUCAAUAACAUGACAUGCCAUAUUGUUUUAUUUUUUUAAAUAAAAUUUGUGUUCCUCUUUUGGAGAGAAAAAAAAUAUCUUUUUAAUCAUCAAACUGAUUUAACUGCAAGAUUUACCUGCCCUUCAUUUACUUUAACAUCUUAUUUUGAAACAGAUUUAUUCACCAUACUUUCAUAGUUUAAUAAUCUAAAACAAGCUGCAAUAUUAAAGUGGCAGCUCUAGAGCAACUUAAGUGCUUCCAAAAAGUUUUGUAAACAUCAAUGUAAUGUACAUUUCCUGUUAUCCUGAGUGCCAUAUGUUGGAGGUGGGUUUUUUUCUUCUCAAACUCCCAAAUGUACUAGACAAGCAGCUACAUGUAGGUUCAAUUUGUAUCAUUUAUUUUUUAUAAUGAAGAAAAAAAAAGAAUUUUGAUAAAAUUUUUAUCAUUAUACUUUUAUAUCUGAAAUCUUUUUAUGAUAUUUUACUUCUAUAUAUAUGUUUACAUCGCAUAUAUAUUUUGAUUUGAAUUUGACUGGUUGUUGUUCAAGUAAAUGAAUGUUAAUUCAUUAAGAUUUACAAGCUCAUUCUCAUUUUUUGGAGACUGCAUGUAGAUGAACAAUUUUGACCGAACUUCAUGCAGCUCAUCAAUUGUUACACAUUUUCAUUUGAACUGUCAAGAUCUUUGUCUCUACUGUACCUUAUCUACUUAAAAGACGGCAGGUUUUGACUCUUUGGAUUAUAAGGAUAAACCCACCCCAUCUAGGUCUGUGCAUGAUUGUUUCCAAAACUUUUUUUAAAAAGUGCUGUCUCUGAAUUUUUUAAAAAUGUAUUUUUCCUAAAAAAAAAAAUUGUCAAUAAAUUUAUUUCGACAAAUAAAAAACAGUUUUGAAUUAAUAAGUCUUUUACUUUGUGUAACUGAACUUUGAUUACCACGUCGAAAAUUGUGUUACCUUGCUUUUAUUAAAAGUUCUUGGCUU
Magallana angulata is the source of this 5379-nucleotide messenger RNA. RefSeq lists its product as uncharacterized. NCBI's taxonomy places the organism in Eukaryota, Metazoa, Mollusca, Bivalvia, Ostreida, Ostreidae. The record is from RefSeq and is a predicted model, not a curated record. The coding region runs from base 779 to 3340 and encodes 853 amino acids. Gene Ontology annotation, molecular function: protein binding. The transcript is spliced from 16 exons.